Molecule: messenger RNA, 496 nt
Organism: Pecten maximus
Lineage: Eukaryota; Metazoa; Mollusca; Bivalvia; Pectinida; Pectinidae
Product: multidrug resistance-associated protein 5-like
Exons: 2
Biological process (GO): transmembrane transport
Cellular component (GO): membrane
Molecular function (GO): ABC-type transporter activity; ATP binding
Source: RefSeq, a predicted model, not a curated record
UUAUGAGACUCACGUUACUGUUACAGCUGAUAUAUUCAUUCCGAAUCUGUUGGAUAGCCUACUUCAAUCGAUGAUGGUGAUACUUCUGGCCCUCGUCACUACGACCUACAACUUCCCAUGGUUUCUCAUCGCAUUUGUUCCAAUUGUGUUUUACUUCUACAUUAUCAAAGUCAUAUCAUCCGUGUCCAUUCGUAAUUUCAAACGACUUGAAAAUGUGUUGAGGUCACCACUUAUAAACCAUGUGACCAUAUCAUGCAAUGGACUUAGUACCAUUGUUGCUUACUCACAAGAAAAAAACUUCAUUGAUAGAUGUGGUCGUUACUCGGACCCGACUUCCAUGAGUCUGUUGUUGUUUGAAGCCAGUAUGAGGUGGAUGAGCACGAGAAUGGACGUUGGGGGUGUUGCUGUAGCAGUUGUUACGACUAUCACUGUGCUGUUCACUAAGGGCACCGUGCCCACUGCCUUGGCAGCCCUGUCUCUCACGAUGUCCGUCAAG